AUGGAUGCUAAUAUACACCAUUUUGAGCUCUCUCCUGAUCCUCUCACAACAACUGGUUCCACUUCCAAUGAAUCGGUAGAUUUUCCUGUUGAUUCUGAUUCAAUGAAUAUUGAUGAAUAUUCACCUCUUGAUUUUGAGGAGUUUGUGCUCAUUUGGAGGGACCAAAAUGGGUUUUCAAAAGGUCUCGAGGAAAGUUGUUCUUUUCAACCAUAUUCUAGUGAAGGAGAGCUGACAGAAAAAUGCAGCCCUAGCCUAUCCACUAUUUCGAGUGCUGGUGCAAUAUCAAUAUCAACCAUGGAUGCUUCUUUGAUCCAGCAACCGCUAACCUCGCCAACAGGAGACAUGGAGAUUGAUAAUCAACUUAGUGUGCAUCAUCUAGUCAAGGCUUACAAAGAAGCCAUGGAGAACAAAGAGGCAGAACUUGCAGAAGUGAUCGCGAGAAGAAUUAGCAAGAAAGUUGGUCCCACGGGGGAGAUAGAGGAGCGCCUUUUGUAUUAUUCAUUUCAACCCGUAGACAAGGAAACAGAUUAUCUUAUGCAAGAAUCUGCUAAGAACUUUGAUAGGGCUUUGGAGGCAUUCUAUAAGAUUUUCCCCCAAGGGAUGAUUUCUCAUUUCACAGCUAACUCGGUCAUUCUUGAGGCCAAGCCUCGUGAUGCUGAGGUUCUACACAUAAUAGACUUUGAUAUGGGAGAAGGGAUGCAGUGGUCUUCAAUGAUCAUGGCUCUUGGUCGAAAACAAAAGGAGCUACAAGCACAACAAUACUAUGGUCAUAUUCCACACUACACGACCCUAAAAAUCACAGCAAUCAAGUGGAAAGACGAAGGUUCCGGUCAUCAUGCACCUUCAUGGAGAAAGUUCGAGGAGACAAAAAGGAGGCUACAUGAUUGUGAAAACCCCUUUGGUUUAAUAUUGGAAGUGGAAGGGGUGGAGCUACAAGAUUGGGCGAGGAAGAUAAAGGGCAAGAGAAAAGGUGGAGAAAGGAGAGAAUGGCUGUCCUUCAAUUGUAUGUGGGCUCUUUCCCAAAUGGGGAGAAAGAGGAGUAGAAGGCAUGUAGUGGACUUCGUUAGGACGGCCAAGGAAAUAUUAACCAGCAUUUCUGUCUACAGCUAUACUAGUAAUGGAGGUAUAUUAACAUUUGGUGAUGGAGGAGCAUGGGAAUUAUUCAAAGACUGUCCUGGUUUUGGAUUUUUCUUUGACAAUUGUAUGGAACAUUAUCAAGCCCUGCUGGAAUCAAUCGAAUGGAAGCCGCCCAGUUGCUUUAUAGAGGCAAGAAUAGCUAUGGAAUGCCUCUUUGUUGCACCUUAUGCCUCUUCUAGGGCUUGGAUACAAGAGUGGGAGGAAAGAGAACAAUGUUGCGAUUUUAAGACAGGAUUUGGGCUUGAAGGGUUGCGACUAAGCAACGAGAGUUUAUUGGAAGCAAAAGAAAUGGUGAGAGAAGGAGAGGUCCCAUAUGCAGUGAGGAUUGAAGGAGAUAAUUACAAUGAGAUGGUCUUGGAAUUUAGAGGAACUCAAUUGAUCAAAAUCUCUGCCUGGAAGUUAUGA
Molecule: messenger RNA, 1542 nt
Organism: Populus euphratica (Euphrates poplar)
Lineage: Eukaryota; Viridiplantae; Streptophyta; Magnoliopsida; Malpighiales; Salicaceae
Product: nodulation-signaling pathway 2 protein-like
Exons: 1
Coding region: 1-1542 (513 amino acids)
Source: RefSeq, a predicted model, not a curated record